AUGAAUACAGUUCGCACAGCAAUAAGCUCCGGCAGCGGCCGUGUGAAACUCACAAAUGUCUUCCCUUGGAUUACCUCGCCUUUCAUUGUCGGAGCGCCAAUGCGCGUCAUGUCUGGGCCUCAUCUGGCGUUGGCCGUAUCAAAAGCUGGCGGGCUGGGUUUUAUCGGCCCUGGUGCGAAGCCAGAAGAUACCGGUACAGACCUCAAGACAGUUCGAGAGCUGCUGAACUCCGCGAAAGAAACCUCAUUUCCAGGAUGGUCUCAAUCUGGGGAGAGGUUGCCCGUGGGCGUCGGGUUCCAGCUUUGGAACGGAGACCUUGAUUCAGCGUCCAAGGCUGUAAAGGAGCAUCAACCUUGUGCUGCAUGGUUGUUUGCACCUCGUCAUGGACAAAAGGAGCUUGACAAAUGGACGGCGAGGCUGAGGGAGGUGUCUCCUAGUAUUCACAUUUGGAUACAGAUAGGAACUUUGAAAGAGAGUGUUGAAGCUGCGGAAAGCGCUCAUCGACCAAAUGUGCUAGUCAUACAAGGUGCAGAAGCAGGGGGUCAUGGGAGGGCAACCGACGGCAUGGGCAUCAUGGCCCUCUUUCCCGAGGUGGCAGAUCAAGUCUGCGACUCUGGUAUGCUCUUGAUUGCUGCUGGAGGUAUUGCCGACGGUCGCGGCAUAGCUGCUGCUCUUGCCCUCGGAGCGAAUGGCGUAGCUAUGGGCACUCGGUUUCUCGCCUCCACCGAGGCCCGCAUCAGCAAGGGAUACCAGAAGGAAGUCGUGCGCGCCACCGAUGGUGCUCAAUCUACAACCAAAACGAUGCUGUACAAUCACCUUCGAGGGACGAUGGGCUGGCCUGAGCAGUACAGCCCUCGUGGAAUUGUCAAUAAGAGCUGGCAAGAUCACCAAGCUGGUGUUCCGUUUGAGGAGCUGAAGAAACUCCACGACGAAGCUGCGAAGUCUGGGGAUGACGGUUGGGGCCCGGAUGGGAGAUUGGCUACAUACGCAGGGGCUGCGAUUGGACUUGUGCACAGUGUUGAAGAUGCCGGUGUUCUGGUGAAACGCUUACAAGAUGAGACGGUAGCAAUCAUCAAAAGUCUGCACAGCAAUAUGUAA
This is a messenger RNA of Pyrenophora tritici-repentis Pt-1C-BFP, 1098 nucleotides long. RefSeq names its product Dioxygenase related to 2-nitropropane dioxygenase. NCBI's taxonomy places the organism in Eukaryota, Fungi, Ascomycota, Dothideomycetes, Pleosporales, Pleosporaceae. Gene Ontology annotation, molecular function: nitronate monooxygenase activity. The record is from RefSeq and is a predicted model, not a curated record.